Messenger RNA from Penicillium longicatenatum, 408 nucleotides. RefSeq lists its product as uncharacterized. Bases 1 to 408 code for a protein of 135 amino acids. NCBI's taxonomy places the organism in Eukaryota, Fungi, Ascomycota, Eurotiomycetes, Eurotiales, Aspergillaceae. The transcript has a single exon. The record is from RefSeq and is a predicted model, not a curated record.
AUGACCCGCCACACAGAUGUCUUCCCAGAGGAGUUGAUCCAAGAAGCCUACAACGCACGCGGUCUCUGCGCACCAGUUGGGAAAAUGCAUUCCUAUGCCAUUUUCCAUCAUGAACUAGAUGGUGAUCCACCACAAAUCAUCUCCAGAUCGGUAGACGUGGGUUAUAGCCCAGUCAGCGUGGCCAACAUCAGAGCGAUGGAUAUUUUCCUUCGCGACUACCCGACUUACACGCUAAGAGACCUUUACAAGAAAGCCCCCGGUGAUCCUUAUGAAGAUAAACUGGUCGCGUGGCAUCUGACUGAAGACGGCGAAUUGCACCUGGAGAUUUCCGACCAUAAUGGAUACCUUUGGCACGAGUUAUGGGUGGACUUAUGGUCCACGAUUGUCAGGCCCAGUCCUUCCAGGUGA